GGGUUUUAGCGCCGUCCCUAAUCGCCAUUCGCGCCCAUUUCAUCAUCUUAGGUACGCGUCUGCGGUCGCCCUGUCUUUUCGUGUUAAAAUGCCACGGUCCAUUGACCUGGAGCCGUACAAGGCUGAAAUCAUCUCCCUCUUUCAAAAUAAUACCACUUCUGCGGAUAUCGCGUCGCAUCUUCAACGAUCCCAUCGCCUUCAGGUCCGUGAACGAACAAUCAAGGCACGACUGCGUUCCUGGGGUGUCUCCAAGCGCAAUCGCACGGCGACCUCCAAUCCUCAACUUCACACUAGAAUUUCCGAGUUGUUCCUUAAUCAAGGUCUUGAGGAGAGAGAAUUACUCCAAGUCUUACAAUCGGAAGGAUUUCAGAUCUCUUCUCGCACCCUACGGCGAAUCCGUACCCAGCUGGGUUUGGUUCGACGGACAGACGAUCCAGUCCAGCGACAAAUGCAAGAAGACGAAGCAUUAAAAUACCUUCGCGAGGAAUCUAAGAAAGGCACUCUGAAAGGUUACGGAAGAGGGCUGCUUACCUCUCAUAUACGUGGACAAGGCAUCAUUAUUGCACGUGACCGUCUUUUUAAUCUUUAUCGUACAAUCCCUCGUGGCUCAACUUCUCCCUAACGGGAGAUUUAUCUCCAUUAGAGACGAACCCGCCCCACAGCAUUUCUAAUCUGUCGUUUGAUUUCUAUCCAGUCGUUCUCAUCCCUU
Aspergillus ibericus CBS 121593 is the source of this 709-nucleotide messenger RNA. Its product is annotated as Clr5 domain-containing protein. Lineage: Eukaryota; Fungi; Ascomycota; Eurotiomycetes; Eurotiales; Aspergillaceae. The transcript has 2 exons. The record is from RefSeq and is a predicted model, not a curated record. Bases 89 to 622 code for a protein of 177 amino acids.